Molecule: messenger RNA, 1315 nt
Organism: Diachasma alloeum
Lineage: Eukaryota; Metazoa; Arthropoda; Insecta; Hymenoptera; Braconidae
Gene: Sfxn2
Product: sideroflexin-2
Exons: 7
Coding region: 223-1203 (326 amino acids)
Biological process (GO): monoatomic ion transport; serine import into mitochondrion
Cellular component (GO): mitochondrial inner membrane
Molecular function (GO): monoatomic ion transmembrane transporter activity
Source: RefSeq, a predicted model, not a curated record
AUGGUAUUAUUCAAAAUGAUGAAGGGGAGUGGAUGCUUCGCACCUUUAUGAGUAUUUUUACGAGAAUCUGUGAUUUUAUUACGUAAUUGUGGACUGGGAGGUGGUGGCUGGGUGAGUAGCGGUGAUGUGAUUGUUUAUGGAGAUUUCGGUGGAUAUAUGUGAGGAACAUGUGGAUGUAGAUGAACGGGUUUUGGAGAUUGUCGGGGAGAUUUUGAUAUCGUAAUGACAGCUGAGAAAUUUGAUAUUGAGAGGCCUCUCUGGGAUCUGGGGACCUUCGCAGGACGGUGGAGGCAUUUCGCUUGGGUGACGGAUCCCAGAUCCUGUUUCGCGAGUGAGAAGGAACUCGCGGAGGCCAAGGCACUCUAUGAUGACUACAGAGCUGGACGCGCGCCAACAGACACGACCCGGGAGCAGCUGCUGCGCGCUAAGAAUUUGUACGAGUCGGCUUUUCAUCCUGACACGGGGGAACUGCAGAAUGUCUUCGGGAGAAUGUCGUUUCAAGUGCCCGGGGGAAUGGCGAUCACUGGGGCUAUGCUUCAGUUCUACAGAACUACAACAGCAGUGGUAUUCUGGCAAUGGGUGAAUCAAUCGUUCAAUGCCCUCGUUAAUUACACAAACAGAAAUGCAAACAGUCCAAUUACAGAGAAACAAUUAGCCACGGCUUAUGUGAGCGCGACUGCAGCUGCCAUGCUCACUGCCAUGGGAUGCAAAUCCUUCUGGGCGAAACGGGCGAACCCUUUGCUGGCUAGAUACGUGCCUUUCGCCGCAGUCGCCGCUGCCAAUUGCGUCAAUAUUCCUCUCAUGAGGCAGAAUGAGAUCCUACAAGGUGUGGAUCUAGCUGAUGAGAACGGGAAUAAGCUCACACAGUCCAAAAUUGCAGCUGUGAAGGGGAUAAGCCAAGUUACGAUAUCAAGGAUCAUCAUGUGCGCACCAGGAAUGUGCAUUCUCCCACCGAUAAUGGAGAGAUUAGAGAAAUUCAACUGGAUGCAGAGGAUCAGAGCUCUUCAUGCACCCAUUCAAGUGCUUGGUUGUGGUAUCUUCUUAUCGUUCAUGGUGCCCACAGCCUGCGCAAUUUUCCCUCAAAACUGCUCAAUAUCCACCAGUACCCUGAAACGUUGGGAGCCAGAGAACUACGAGACCCUCGUGAAGAAUUGCAAAAACAAGGAGAUCCCCGAGUACCUGUACUUCAACAAGGGACUCUAAUCCUCAAAUCUGCAUUUCACCAGUCAAUUAUAUCAGUAGGGAAGUGGUAAAACGGUUUAAGUCAAUUUUGACGAUUGGUCAGUUUUCAAUGAAUAUCUCAGAAUCUAAGAGA